AUGGAUCUGUUCGACACGGGCGAACCCGGUUCGGAGUAUUAUCCCCACAUCGCUUCCAAUCAGGAUCGGUGGCUAAAUGUCACCAACAACGGAUCCAGCGAGGCCAUCCCGCUCUACACCGGCUAUCCGCGGGUUUUGCUCAACAUCGCGACAGUGACGUGCAUCACGUACAUGGUGGUUGGCGUUCCCGGGAAUCUGCUCACGAUAGUGGCCUUGGUGAAGAGCAAAAAAACACGCAACGCAACGGCCGUUUUCAUCAUGAAUUUAUCGUUCUCCGAUUUGCUGUUCUGCUGCUUCAACCUGCCGCUGGCCGCGAGCACCUUCUGGCACCAGGCUUGGCUGUAUGGUGAUUUGUUCUGCCGGCUGUUGCCCAUGAUGCGAUACGGGCUGUUGGCGGUUUCGCUGUUUACCAUACUGGCCAUCACGAUCAAUCGGUACAUUAUGAUCGGUCAUCAGCGGUUGUAUCAAAGAAUUUACCGUACCAAGCAUCUGUGUCUGAUGGUGGCGUUCACGUGGAUCCUGGGCUUUGGCUCGCUCCUGCCGACAUGGCACGAAAAGUGGGGGAAAUUUGGUCUAGACGUCGCCAUCCACUCCUGCUCCAUACUGCCCGAUAGUCAACGUCAUUCCCCAAAGCAAUUCCUAUUUCUGAUAGCUUUCGCUCUGCCCUGUCUGGCGAUCAUUGUUUGCUACGCCCGAAUAUUCUACAUCGUGAGGUCCACAGCCUUGCGGACGAUGGAUCAACCGAAUGAAAAUUUGGACGACAGCCUCGAGGACGUGUCCAGUGCCAUCAUCAAUCAACACGGAUCUGCUAGAGAGUGUGUCUCACCGGUUGUUCCUGGCAAGGACGAUCGUAGUGGGUACUCCUUUCCUUCACCAACUCCUCCACCGUUGUCGUACAUCAACUUCAGCCAACACACGGAGUGGCGUUUCAUCGAUUCCAGCACGGAGAAUGAGAUAUUCUUCGAUAGCUCACCCAGAGGAAACGCUUGCCUGGGAGAUGUUACUUCAGCUAACAACAGUGUGGACCUUGGCGAUUGUAAUGCAUCACGGAUACCACCUUCUCGAGCUGGCGCUUCCAAUCUGGAGGAUGGCGGUGUUAAACCGCGGAGUCACAGGUACGCAACUGCGUCGGGACCGGGCGUGAGGCGAAAUGCGAGCAAUGUUAACUCGAGAAAGCGCAAGAAGCACCUCAACACGUCCGGAGCGUCGAUAAUGAGUGCAGGCAAGAUGUCCGCCAAGGACCGGAAGCUGCUGCAAAUGAUACUGGUUAUUUUCCUGGCGUUUCUAGUGUGCUAUCUGCCCAUCACCGUGGUAAAGCUGUUCCGUCCCAGCAUGCAGGUGUUGAAUGUGGUCUCGUAUCUGUUGAUCUAUCUGACCACUUGCAUCAAUCCCAUCAUCUACGUGGUGAUGUCUCGAGAGUACCGCCAGGCGUACUCUGACCUGGUGUUGUGCCGCACGUACGAAUUGGCAAAGACCAAGUGUAAACAGCACAAAGCGGCUAAUGUGCUUCGGUUUGCCUCAAAGUGCUAG
This is a messenger RNA of Anopheles nili, 1530 nucleotides long. Its product is annotated as protein trapped in endoderm-1. Gene Ontology annotation, molecular function: G protein-coupled receptor activity. The record is from RefSeq and is a predicted model, not a curated record. NCBI's taxonomy places the organism in Eukaryota, Metazoa, Arthropoda, Insecta, Diptera, Culicidae. The transcript is spliced from 6 exons. Gene Ontology annotation, biological process: G protein-coupled receptor signaling pathway. Gene Ontology annotation, cellular component: membrane. Bases 1 to 1530 code for a protein of 509 amino acids.